Messenger RNA from Orcinus orca (killer whale), 2366 nucleotides. RefSeq names its product probable UDP-sugar transporter protein SLC35A4. Lineage: Eukaryota; Metazoa; Chordata; Mammalia; Artiodactyla; Delphinidae. The transcript is spliced from 3 exons. Gene Ontology annotation, biological process: pyrimidine nucleotide-sugar transmembrane transport. The record is from RefSeq and is a predicted model, not a curated record. Gene Ontology annotation, cellular component: Golgi membrane. Bases 4 to 978 code for a protein of 324 amino acids. Gene Ontology annotation, molecular function: pyrimidine nucleotide-sugar transmembrane transporter activity.
GGCAUGAGUGUAGAGGACGGGGGUGUGCCAGGCCUGGGCCAUCCCAGGCAGGCCCGCUGGACCCUGAUGCUACUCCUGUCCACUGCCAUGUACGGAGCCCAUGCCCCAUUGCUGGCACUGUGCCACGUGGAUGGCCGUGUGCCCUUCCGACCGUCUUCGGCUGUAUUGCUGACUGAACUGACCAAGCUGCUACUGUGCGCCUUCUCCCUCCUGGUGGGCUGGCAAGCAUGGCCCCAGCAGACCCCACCCUGGCGCCAGGCCGCCCCAUUCGCACUAUCAGCCCUGCUCUACGGCGCCAGCAACAACCUGGUGAUCUACCUUCAACGUUACAUGGACCCCAGCACCUACCAGGUGCUGAGCAAUCUCAAGAUUGGAAGCACAGCCCUGUUCUACUGCCUCUGCCUCCGACACCGCCUCUCUGCACGCCAGGGCUUAGCACUGCUGCUGCUCAUGGCAGCAGGAGCCUGCUAUGCAGCUGGUGGCCUGCAGGACCCUGGGAACACCCUUCCUGGGCCCCCUUCCGCAGCUGCUGCAGGCCCCAUGCCCCUGCAUAUCAGUCCACUGGGACUGCUGCUUCUCAUCCUGUACUGCCUCAUCUCAGGCUUGUCUUCCGUGUACACAGAGCUGCUCAUGAAGCGACAGCGGCUGCCCCUGGCACUUCAGAACCUCUUCCUCUACACUUUCGGUGUGCUCCUGAACCUAGGUCUGCAUGCAGGUGGCGGCCCCGGCCCAGGCCUCCUGGAGGGUUUCUCAGGAUGGGCAGCACUUGUAGUGCUGAGCCAGGCACUAAAUGGGCUGCUCAUGUCAGCUGUCAUGAAGCACGGCAGCAGCAUCACACGCCUCUUCGUUGUGUCCUGCUCGCUAGUGGUCAACGCUGUGCUCUCAGCAGCCCUGCUGCAGCUUCAGCUCACAGCUGCCUUCUUCCUGGCCACGCUGCUCAUUGGCCUGGCUGUGCGCCUGUACUAUGGCAGUCGCUAGCCCCUCACCACCUCCACCCUGAUUCCUGACCUGUAGAUUGGGCACCACCAUCGGAGCCACCUCCCAGUGCUGACCCCUCCCCUCAGCAGCCCUGUAACAAGUGCCUUGCGAGAAAAGCUGGGGAAGUGCGAGCAGCCAUGUCAGUCUCUGGAGGUUCAUCCAUGAUGUAGCAUGUAUCAGUACUUCUUUCGUUUCUGUGGCUGAAUAAUGUUCCAUGUAGGAUGAAAUUACUUCUGUCACCAACUACCCAGAGUUUGGCCAGACUUCACAGAGUCUCUGCAUUCAGAAGACUCAGGCCACUGAAGCCUGGCUCCUCAGGAAAUUCCAUCACCCUAACAACAAGAACCUACUGUAUAGCACACGAACUAUAUUCAGUAUCUUAUAAUAACCUAUAAUGGAAAAGAAUCUGAAAAAAAUAUAUAUAUCUACCAGGUUGGCCAAAAAGUGCCUUCGGUUUUUAAGUAAAAAUAAAAGACACAUUUUUUCAUUUUCACCAAGAACUUUAUUGAACAACAUAUUCACCCUUUUGUUCCACUACCUUCUGCCAUUUUUAAGGCAACUUCAUAAUUCUGUCUUCCCAAAACUUUUUAUCUUUUGAGCAAAGAACUGUUCCAGGUGCCUUUUACAUUCCUCCAGGGAACUGAAAUUUUUUCCAUUGAGAGAAUUUUGUAAAGACCGAAAUAAAUGGAAAUCCGAAGGUGAAUGUGUGGUGAAUAUGGAGGAUGAAUCAGAACUUCCCAGCCAAACUGUAACAGUUUUUGUCUGGUCAUCAAAGAAAUAUGCGGUCUUGCGUUAUCCUCAUGGAAGAUUAUGCGUUUUCUGUUGACUAGUUCCGGAUGCUUUUUGUCGAGUGCUGCUUUCAGUUGGUCUAAUUGGGAGCAGUACUUGUUGGAAUUAAUCGUUUGGUUUCCCGGAAGGAGCUCAUAAUAGAGGACUCCCUUCCAAUCCCACCAUAUACACAACAUCACCUUCUUUGGAUGAAGACCGUCCUUUGGUGUGGUUGGUGGUGUUCAUUUCGCUUGACCCACAAUCUCUUCCAUUCCACGUUAUUGUACAGUAUCUGUAAACCCACCUAACAUGAUUCAAAAUGGAGUAAUACCUGUCAAGGGCACCUAUUAAGUCUCUUUCAGACACCCGAGACCUGGAAAAUUACUGAAGACUGCAAGUCUAUUCUCUGAAAAACCACAUCCUAUAGACACACAGCCAGCCCCGGUACUGCUGUGGACCAGAAUAUACAUGAACCCACCUCCUUUUGCUGCACCUUGCCCUUUGAAGCCUAAUAAAAGAUUCAAACCCCACCCUUUGGGGCCAAUGCCACCCUAUGUGUCUGGCCCCUUUCCUCCCUUGGAAAGUGGAGGAAUAAAAACUUUCUUUUCUUCCGUUGUUAA